CGUUACGUCAUCAAAACGAGCCGUGCACAGGCAUGGCAGACGAUGACUUGUGACCUUUUUCUUUUCAUCUACUUAGGUGAUUUUUUUAUUGUUUUUAUCCUGCCAUUUGUUUUGUCUAGCACAUGUUCAUACUUAUUUAAUUGUUGGUGCUUGAUCGGAGAUUUCCAGAAUGUCUGUGAAGAAAUCAUCAGUCCAUGCCAAAUGGAUAAUCGGAAGAGUAAUUGGGACUAAAAUGUUUAAGACUGCCAAAGUGAGAGUCACACGGCUGGUUCUGGAUCAGUACUUACUCAAGUACUACAACAAGAGAAAGACCUACUUUGCCCACGAUGCAUUGCGGCAGUGCACUGUGGGGGAUAUCGUCCUUCUAAAGGCUCUGCCUGAGCCCAGGUCUAAACACGUGAAGCAUGAACUUGCUGAGAUUGUUCAUAAAGUAGGCCGGGUGGUCGACCCGCUGACUGGAAAGAAAGUAGCAGGAACUGAGUUUCUUGAGUCGCUCACUGACCUUCCACACGGCCUGGGUGGCGAGACGUCACUAACAGAGAAAUUACAGGAGCUCAACAUCUCAUCUGUCCCCCACGUCACCGAAUCAACACCAGCACCCACGUCUUCUUAAAACUGAAAAAUAAUAAAAUAAAAUCCAGCAUGUAAU
Molecule: messenger RNA, 649 nt
Organism: Thalassophryne amazonica
Lineage: Eukaryota; Metazoa; Chordata; Actinopteri; Batrachoidiformes; Batrachoididae
Gene: mrps17
Product: mitochondrial ribosomal protein S17
Exons: 3
Coding region: 170-613 (147 amino acids)
Biological process (GO): mitochondrial translation
Cellular component (GO): mitochondrial small ribosomal subunit; ribosome
Molecular function (GO): structural constituent of ribosome
Source: RefSeq, a predicted model, not a curated record